UACAAUUUGUUGAAGUGCAGCUUUCACAACCUUUGUUACUGUAGAAGUAAAAUAACAAAGAAUACGUUCUGUUGCGAUUGUUCUUUAGGUCCGUGUUUUCCAGCAAAAUCUAUAAUUUACACUCCUAAUGGUAAUUUAUUGAUGAAGGAUUUAAAGAUUGGUCAUGAAGUAUUAACAGUUGAUAAUGGCAAAUUAGUAUUUACUAAAGUUGUCGCCUUUAUGGAUAGAAGACCUUCCGGUCAAGCUGAAUAUUUAAUUUUACAAACAGCUAACGAACAAUCGAUUCGAAUAUCUGCAAAUCAUUUAAUCUUCUCUUCUAUGAAUAAUGUUACAACACUAGAAACCAAAUUUGCUGGAAACAUUAAUGUAGGAGAUUACUUGCUAGUAAGUAAUCAAACUGAUCAAACGUUUGAACCAUCUUCAGUGAUGCAAAUUACAAGAGAUGUAAUGGAUGGUGCUUACGUUCCUCUUACACAAACGGGAACUUUACUUGUUGAUGGAAUUUUAGCAUCGUGUUAUGCAUCGUACGAUCACUAUUGGGCACAGAUAUUCCUCUCCCCAGUUCGGUGGUUUCCAAAUAUCUUCAAUCAAAAUUCAUUACAACCUGUUGGUGUGAUGCCCUACGUUAAAAUUUUAAAAUUUUUGGCUGGUGCCCUGUUUCCUUCAAAUUUGAAAUUUACUCAAAAUAAAGAUUUCGAAGUGGAAGUUUUUCAAAAUAAAUUAUUAAUUAAUGAUUUUGACUUAAUUUGUUCCAAUUGAAUUAAAAUUGUCUUCGUGUCAUUAACUUCAUAUCAUUGUAAAAUUUUUCUUCUUUAAGUAUUUAAAUUUAAUUUAUUAUUGUAUCGUAUAAUACAGUAAAUUACAUUCUGUCAAUACGUGGAAAAUAUUUAAUGUAUGAUACACUUUUAGGAUCUAUAUUUCAAUUACAAGUAUUGUAUUGUAAAAGUUUGUAGCAUAGUCUAUACUGUGUCACGUACUGUAUACCUGUACUUUAAUGUUAUACUGUAUACCUAUACUACACCGUUGUACUGUAUAUUCAAUUUGAAGUUGCUACAUUUAGUUAAAAUUCUUAG
Molecule: messenger RNA, 1073 nt
Organism: Centruroides sculpturatus (bark scorpion)
Lineage: Eukaryota; Metazoa; Arthropoda; Arachnida; Scorpiones; Buthidae
Product: sonic hedgehog protein-like
Exons: 4
Coding region: 142-759 (205 amino acids)
Biological process (GO): smoothened signaling pathway; cell fate specification; protein autoprocessing
Molecular function (GO): patched binding; calcium ion binding
Source: RefSeq, a predicted model, not a curated record